AUGGUGUGCUUAGUUGGGGUGCUUUGCUGCUGGUUUGUGUUGAACUUAUUGCUAAUAAACGUCAACGCGGAAGCUCCAGUCAAUUCAUAUUUACCACCAACGCAUAGCCACGGUCACAAUGGUGACGGUGGUCACCACGAAGAUCAUCACGCAGAUUUAGUACCGCCAUCCAGCAGCUAUGGUACACCCGAUUCAAGUUAUGGUCCUCCUCACCAUCAAUCCGGUUUUCAUCCAGAUCAUCAUGAGUAUGAAGAUCAUCAUGAUCAACAUGGGACUCAUGAUGAUAGUGGAUCGUUUGAAAAUGAGCCAGCAAAGUAUGAAUUUAGCUACGAAGUUGACAACGAUGAUGCUGAUCUUUCGUUUGGACAUGAGGAAAUGCGAGAUGGAGAUUAUACCACUGGAAAGUACAACGUGUUGCUUCCCGAUGGGCGACGGCAGAUUGUUGAGUAUGAGGCUGAUCAUAAAGGAUAUCGACCAAAAAUUACCUAUGAAGGAGGGGACGAGCAUCCUCAUCACCAUGAUCACCCUCAUGAGCACGGUCACGGGCACGAGCACGGUCACAACGGAUACGCGAAGGAAACUCCUCACACACAACUUGGUUAUCCAAGGGAGUCUCAUCAUGGAGACUUGGAGCAUAAUGGUAUUGCUCACGGCGCUAAUGAGUACGAUUCGCAUUCUCAUGACAACGGACACAGCCGAUCUGAUCAUGGCAUUCACGAUGGACACCGAGGCUAUGAUAAUAAUGCUCAUGAAUACCACAGUAACGGUAAUGGUCAUGAACAUGGGCAUGGGCAUAUUGCUCAUAAUGGACAAAACGGAUUUCAAAACAACGGGCACCAUCGAAGACGCAGCAGCAAUUCAAACCAUCACCAUCAUUCGGUAGCUCACCAAAGUAGCGACUUUCGUUACCACAAUGGUUUUAAGAACUUUAACAUACGCAAGAACGUGAACGAUAAUUGA
This is a messenger RNA of Anopheles nili, 960 nucleotides long. Its product is annotated as pro-resilin-like. The transcript has 4 exons. NCBI's taxonomy places the organism in Eukaryota, Metazoa, Arthropoda, Insecta, Diptera, Culicidae. The record is from RefSeq and is a predicted model, not a curated record. The coding region runs from base 1 to 960 and encodes 319 amino acids. Gene Ontology annotation, cellular component: extracellular matrix.